GCCGCGCGGCGUCCGCGUCACUCCAAUCCCCUCGCCCCGCGGCGCCUCCGUUCACAGCGCCAUGGCGGGGUGGAUCUCCUCCAAGCUCAAAGCAGCCGAGACCCUCCUCCACCAGAUCGAUCAGCAGGCGGCGGAAUCCCUCGGCAAGUCCCCAUCCGCUUCCGACCUCGCCACGCUGCACUCCACAACAUCUCGCUCCGCCGAUGACCUCCUUGACGUGCCGCUCCCGCGCAGGCCGCCGCCGUCCGGCCCGCCCCCCUCACUCGGCCUCCGUCUCGCAGCGAAGCGCCGCUCCCCGCCUUCCCAAGGGCCCCGUCGCUCCGCAUCGGCGGCUGCGAUGCUCGCGGUGCAGGAUCAAGCCGGUGGUGAACCAACGGUGGGGGUGGUGGCCGAGGUGAAACCGGAAACGGAUGGAGGGGAUCGCGAGGACGGCAAGAGUGUCGCGUCCGAGAGCGGGAGCGAUGAGGACUCCGAUGGGUCAGGGAGCGAAGAUUCGGAGGAUUCCGAGGAGGAGAGGCGGAGGGAGGAGGAGAGGACGCGGCGGCGGGCUGAGCGGCUUGCGGCCAUGGCCGCACGCGCUAUUGCUGAGCGCGAAGAUGCUGUUGCGAGGCUCGAGGGGGAGAAGGCGGGGCUUGAGAAGCUGCUCGCCGAGCGUGAGAAGGAGCAGGCUCAGGAGGCUUCAGAGUUGCAGACUAGUAUGAUUGAAACCUUGGAAGCAGUGGAGAUAGAGAAACAGAGACAUCACAGCACUAGAAUGGAAGCCCUUGCACGUUUGGCUAGACUUGAGGUUACAAACGGUGAGCUUGCAAAGUCACUUGCCAGGGAACAAUGGAAUCUGGAAGUUCAAGUAGAUCAAGUGGCGCAGCUUCGAGAGGAAGUUGAAUUGAAGAAACUUGCUCAAGAUAAAUACAGAAGAAAGCUAACAAAGAUACAAAAGACAAGUGCCCCUCCGGUUGAUGAAAUAGAAUCUUUGAGAAGGUUCAAGCUGGAGGAAGAAAUUAUUGAUGCAGAAUACACUCUGACAUGUGACAGAAUUGUGAGCUUGAAGGACAAGGCAAGGAAGAUUGAAGAAAGCAUUGAGCUGACUAGAAGAGACAUGGUUCAUCCUACAGAGGUGGAAAUUGAGCUCAAGAAGAGGCUUGAUCAACUAACUGAUCGGUUGAUUCAGAAACAAAUGCAGGUGGAGUCCCUAUCUUCAGAGAAGGCAGCUCUGUUAAUGAGAAUCGAGGCAGUCACGAGGUUGCUUGACAAUAGCACCUCAUCAUCAGCUUCCUCAAGCUCAUCAAGAUUGGACAUUGAAGCUGGUGCAUGGCAACAAUCACAUUCACCAACAAUCACAUUCACCAACAAUCACAUUCGCGACAGAAUACGGGCUGGACAGCAGCAACUGGGAUCUGCGAUCCGACAGCUCGAUUCGAUCUUUUCAGCCGGGCAUAUCUUCUUGAGGCGGAAUCCGAAGGCGCAGGUUUGGGCCUUGGUGUACCUGGUAUGCCUCCACUUAUGGGUACUGUACAUACUAACAUCACACCCAACAGUGUCGGAAACUCGCUCUGGGGCAACCUUUUCUUUGGAGACAUUAAACAAGACUAGCACUUGAUUGCUUUUUCCUGGCAUGUUCUGAUGUUAUAUUCUGGCUGUAUACAUGAGGCAUCAUACCUUUUUCUGGUUGAGAAAAAUCUUAGCAUAUAAUGCCUCGUGCAUUUUGUUUUGGUACCUGUCCCUAUCCGCAAUUAAAGUGUAACGGUGGCUGGUUGCAUACAUGAAAGUUGGAAUUACUUUUGGACAA
Molecule: messenger RNA, 1786 nt
Organism: Zea mays
Lineage: Eukaryota; Viridiplantae; Streptophyta; Magnoliopsida; Poales; Poaceae
Product: Golgin candidate 2
Exons: 10
Coding region: 62-1597 (511 amino acids)
Biological process (GO): Golgi organization; retrograde transport, vesicle recycling within Golgi
Cellular component (GO): Golgi membrane; Golgi cisterna
Source: RefSeq, marked provisional